CACAACCAAGAGGUGGCUGUGUGUGGAAAGGGGCAACCGGCACAAAACCCCUCCGUUGCUGACUCCACCGCCAUGGCCAGGCUGUGGCUCCAUCUCUGCGUCUGCCUGCAGAUCCCAGGUUUCUCUACAAAUCUACUUCUAUCCAAGACUCCACACCGUAUUUUAGCCCAAACUAACGAUAAAAUAGAAAUCCUCUGUGAGCUGAAGACGGAGCAUGCUGGGGUGUACUGGUACCGCUGGAGCCAGGAGAAGCAAAAUUUCGAGUUCUUGGUAUUUUCCAACCCAUUUGGCAAAGCCAUAUACGGCACAAACAUCAGCGAGGACAAGUUUAGUGUCCCUGGGGGAAGUUCCCGCACCUCUUACAGCCUGCACGUCUGUAACCUCCAUGCCUCGGACAACGGCACCUAUUACUGCUCCAUCUCCCAGUCCUCCCAGCUCCUCCUGGGCAGCGGGACGCAGCUCAGUGUGGUUGACGUUCUGCCUCCGCCUCCGAAGACCACUCAGGCGCCGCUCUCCAAAAAGCCCGUGCGGUGCGUAACCAAAAGCAAAGGUGCUGACCAGAAAGGUGCCUGCAGCCCCCUGGUCUGGGUCCCCCUGGCCACCAGCGUCCUGGUCCUCCUGCUGAGCCUGGUCCCCACGGCCCACCGCCUCCACCGUCUGCGGAGGAGGCUCUGGCUUCGCAUGCACAGGCAGUAAAUCCCGCUGGCUCCCCCCAUCUCCAGCAGGCAGGGAGAAGCUACGGACCCUCCCCUGCACGAUGCUGAGCCCUGCCUGGAUGUGACCCGGGAAGGACAUUGCACGGGACGGACGUGGGCUUGCACUGCAAGACAGACAAUUCUUUCCUGCGACAGACCAUGACUUUAAUAUUUUCCCUUGAUCCAAUGGCUGGCAAAGGGACCGGGCCGGAUUCUGCAGCAUGCUGAGCAUUUCUCAAAGGGUGCUGAGCAGGGCAAACACCACGGCUGGCUCUGCACCAGGGGCA
Aquila chrysaetos chrysaetos is the source of this 982-nucleotide messenger RNA. It is a transcript of the gene CD8B, whose product is annotated as CD8b molecule. The transcript is spliced from 5 exons. Gene Ontology annotation, cellular component: cell surface. The record is from RefSeq and is a predicted model, not a curated record. Gene Ontology annotation, biological process: regulation of immune response. Gene Ontology annotation, molecular function: MHC class I protein binding; coreceptor activity. Lineage: Eukaryota; Metazoa; Chordata; Aves; Accipitriformes; Accipitridae. Bases 73 to 696 code for a protein of 207 amino acids.